AUGAGGGAUGCCCCAGCGAACGCGUCGGAAGUCUGCACGCUGGAUGAAAUAAAGUCCCAUUUUGAAAAGAAGAAAUUUGAACAUGUGCUGAAUUUAACGAAGAAGAUUUACUCCAGUGAGGAGUUCGAUGAGUACGCACUCAGGGCCAGGUACUACUGUCUGAUUGAGAAGGGAGAGUUCACAAAAUUGCUGCACGAAAUUAUGCACAUGUUAGUAGGUGAUGGAGCGAAGAACGCUGCAAAGGGUGGGAAAGGUCCAUCCACCCUUGGUAACAAGGGGAAGAGCACAUUUAAGGACCUCUUCCAAGGAAGCUAUGAAUGCAUUAAGAGGAAAAACGUCCUAUUCGAGCUCUUCUACUGUAUGUACAAACUGAAGAAGCUAAAAAAACUGAACGGCUGUUUGAAGUACGUAUCUGAGAAGGAAAAGAAUCUGCCCCAGUUUAUGGAUGUACUCCUGGCAGAGGUAAAUUUCCAACUACACCAUUUCGAAGCGUCCAUUGGUUGGUACGAAAAUUUGCUAGAGUGUCAAAAUGCCAAGCAGGCAAUAGCGGCCUCCAUUAACCUCAACAGCGGUUACUUCUCCCUUUACUUCAAACUGCUAUAUGAGUAUAAUUUUUUGCGAAGUGUUAACUCGAGAAACAGUUCUGAUAAGGCGAAACAGAAAGACAUCGAAGAGGUGAAAAAUCAAAUCGUAACAAACACGGAUGGGUUUAAAUACGACGAAGAAAGGGAUAGCUUUGAGCAGAUAUUUAACUAUGCCACUUUUUUUUUAAUUGAAAAGAAUUACCCUGAAGCGGUAAAAUUUCUCGAUUUGGCAGAUGCCAUUUGUAGGAGUACCCUCAUUGGGGGAAGUGCAUCCGAUUCUGGCGUCGUUGAUGGGGAGGAGGAAGUGAACCACGAAGGGGGAGACGAUAUGGAUGACGAAGAAGGACAACUCGAUGAAGCAAAAAAACGCUUGAGUGAUCACAGCGUGAAAGUUUCCCUCUCGCAGGAGGACAUACUAACGAACAAACGGACUCUCGUCCAGUUACAGAGAGCCUACGUGUACUCCAAGUCGAACCGUCUGAAGGACGCCAUAGCGAUAUAUGAAAAUGUUUUGGAAAGCUACUUGGAAAAUGGCCAAAAGGAAGACGCCGAAGGUGUUGACAGUCUCAUCCCUUUGGUGGCCUACAACAACUACAUCGCUCUGAGGCAUAACUGUGAAGGUGAAACUGUUCGCCAUGUGAAGCCCAAGGGGAAGAACGUGCCCCCAUCUGGGCAGGUUCCAUCCGGACAGGCUCCAUCCGGUUCCCACCCCACAUUCACCCUCAGCCAGGACAAACUGAACAAAAUAAAAAGCGACCUACGAAUGAGCAAACGUUAUUUACACAACGAGAGCGAGUUUAUGAGGUCCGUAGCGCUCUUCAACGAAUGCGUUAGUAGUCUGAAAAAUGACCAGAAGGACGAAUUCAAAUCCAAGUUGAAAAGUUUUACAACACGUUUUGGAAAUUCCAUCCUCCUAGAUAAAUUAAUAGCUCUUUUUUUAAAAAGCGAAAAUGCACACAUCAAAUGUAAGCACCAUCUGUUGAAAAAUAUCCAUUUGAUGUACUCUCAUCAGAACAAAAUAAAAUUUCUAAACGCAUAUUUAUCCUUAUGCUAUGAAAAAAAAAGUUUCACAGAAAUAGUAAAAAUGUAUAGGAAGUAUGAGUACGUAUUUAAAAUGGAUGUCCAACAUUAUAGCACUUUUUUUUCCAACUUAUUUUACGUUUAUAUAUGUGCUCGCUACGGAGGGGAGUCUCUCCCCCUGGUGGGGAAGAAUAAUACCCCCGUCACCAAAGGUUGUGUGAACAAUAACGACGGUGACGGUGCAAUUCCACCGCGUAACCUAACCCUCGUGGUAGACCUCUUCAACAAGUACAAACAAGCUAUCAAAGCAGAUGUAAGAAUAGUUAACUACGAGACGGUUUUUCUAGUCAGCAAAUAUUUACUACACCACGGGAAGGAAGAGUUACUCACGGAUCUCUUCGACCAUUUGUCCAGACACGUCAAAAAUGACUUUCACUUUUUUUCCUGCUUCACUUAUAUAUAUACCUACAUCAAUAUGGAACUUACACGAAAGUAUGAGGAUAAAUUGAAGAAGGCCGUUUUGGCGGAGACCUACCUUAUCGAUGUAGAGGAUCUUGAGAAUAAAGACUUCACGCUCGGCUUCUCCUCCUCUUUCGGUACUACUACCACUCCUGGUGGGGGAAACGUCCAUACUGCUUCCCCCUCCACAGUGCCCAUCGAUAGGAACAAGAAAAAACGAAAGAGAUCGAAGAAGGCAAAGAGUAAGAAGGACGGGAUGGGUAACCACGCUGGUUACGACCCAGAGAAGUGGCUUCCGAAGCAUGAGAAAACCGGGUUUAAGAAGUCCAAGAAGAAGAAGCAGAAAACGGCGGACGCCCCCCCCAAACCGAAGGUGGUCGUCGUGGAGGAGCCUAAGAACAAUCCAGCCGCUUCGUCAAAACUGCAGGGGUUGAAGAAGCGCCGCAAGAAGUGA
Messenger RNA from Plasmodium coatneyi, 2517 nucleotides. RefSeq lists its product as uncharacterized. Lineage: Eukaryota; Apicomplexa; Aconoidasida; Haemosporida; Plasmodiidae. Gene Ontology annotation, biological process: SRP-dependent cotranslational protein targeting to membrane. The transcript has a single exon. The record is from RefSeq and is a predicted model, not a curated record. Gene Ontology annotation, molecular function: 7S RNA binding; protein binding; ribosome binding. The coding region runs from base 1 to 2517 and encodes 838 amino acids. Gene Ontology annotation, cellular component: signal recognition particle, endoplasmic reticulum targeting.